AUUUCCAGGCCUUCCAAAACUUCUGUCUGCUUUGGUCUUGUCCCAUGAAGGCUCAGCCAGAUCAAACUCACCAAACAUUACUGUUUGGAAAGCCCCGUCGUCUCUGGACAACCAGGAUGUGGGCAGCCAGCUGAAUGAGCAUCCUCUUCCUUCUCUUGAUGCCACAUCUCCUUUGGGAGAGCUGCCCCAUGCUCUGUCGCAGCUUCAGGUGUAUUCUUCCACUUUGACAAAUCGCAUACGCCACGCUCUCUCACCUAGUUACAUGAGUCUAGGUGAAGUGCUCCAGCCUCGGGCCCUGAAUGCAGUUCUAAAGGAUGACAGUAAUACCAGAAGUCCGACCCUCAGUGAAACUGGCAUCAUAACUAGUGAAAGAGUGACCGAACUGCUCAGGGCAGAGAAGUACAACAUGAGUGAUGUGCCGGAGCCCUCCAGAGCUGGAGCUUUCCAGAGCAGCCACGACAGUGCCAGGGACUCCAAACUCCAUCUGGCUUUCAUGGGCCAGUUCAGAGAAGGGGCUUUGGAUUACACUGUUCCUCCUUCGUCUCUCUCCCAGGCUGACUUCUACCCGACCACGUCCUGCACAUCCUCUAAGCCAGGCCCUGUGGAGCCGCUGUCCUCCAAGGCAGAGAACCGAGAGUACCAGGAUGGCACUUCCCAGACGGUGCCUGACAUCCAAGACCACACUUCCCAAACGUCUCCUGAGGUGUCCCAGACACUGCUGUCUAAGACCACGGUCCGCCACCAUCAUUUCAUUGAGCCGCAUCCGUGUAUUCCUGUAAUCCCGUGUGUUCCUCCGGUUCCGUGUGUUCCUCCAGUUCCAUGCAUUCCUUCAGUAGCAGCCUUAGGACCUCGCUUACUGUGUCCCAAUACGCUGAGGAUAUUUUAUAAGAACCCAAGGACAUCUCCCUACGUACAUUCCAGCAUUAACUCUGGCAGAUCUCACGUGGGCCAGCCCAUUGUGGAGUUCCCGUCAUGCCGUGAUUCUGUAGUACCCACUGAAACUUCGUGGCGUCUGGAUUCUCAGAAGAAAACGGUCAGUGUGGUUGAGAGUAUGCCCCCGAAGCAGGAGGAGCAGGCCUCCAGCUCGGAGAGUGCCCCUGGUGACUUCCCCAAGUCUGAGCAAGCUAAGAAGAGGUCGGUGCCCCUAAGGAUUCCUUCCACAACUUUCUAUUAUAAGGAGGAUUUAAAAAUUGUUUCUGAACGUGUCCAAAGGCUCAUCGACCGUUGGGAUUCAGAGCUCAUUGAGAUCAGUGCCCACACUGCCCCUAAGCCUACCCUGAAGACUGUGGGGACUAGCAAGGAGACGACCAAGCUCACCUUUUUUGACAGUAAGGAGAUACCUGUAUCAGAAUACGAAUCCAAAACAGACAAAGGGCUCCACUCUCUCUUGGUGGAGGCGGAGAACAAUGCGCGGAAGCGAUUCAGCAACGCCUCAGCUCUUCGAGCUGACACCAUGUCUCCUUGGCCCAGCAGGCUGGAGGAAUCCAAGGAACCCUCUUUGAAGAAGGACUCGGCGGGCCUUUCCCAGAGGUCAACGAGGGACGAAACCCUGGUCUCCACUGGGAAGGUGGAGACAAGUGCCCUCACAUAUUUCCCUUCUCAGAGAGAGUCUGGGAGAACUUCUGUUGAGGAAAUGGAGAGUAAGGCCCGAGUGGCCAUGAGGGAGACCCUCAGACAGUAUGAAAACGCCCGGUCGGUGCCGAGGUGUGAGUCGGGCAGAAGUGGUGCCUUCACUGGGCAUAAAUUUCCAGUGCCUUUGAUGCCUUUUGUAGGCAAUCAUUCAAGUAGCGAUUUCAAUGAUGGGAGAGUUUCCUAUGUCUGGGACCCCUUUUUGGGGUACCUGCCCGCCAUCCCCAGCCAUGAGUACAUGGGAGAUGUCCGGGAUCUGUCUGAUAGUGAUGAAGGCUGUAGCAGCGAUGACUCCUUGGCUGCCCACGUGGAGCAUAUUCUCAAGUGCGAGUCCCCUGUGAGCUUUGCCACGCAGGUGCUGCGGAGUGCAGAGGAAGAGGAGUGCAGAGUCCGCGCACGUGCCUGGAACCUCAAGUUUAACCUGGCUUCCAAGUACGGAGACUUCAUGGCAGAUCUGGAUGAAGAGGACAUGAGGAAGAUGGAGGAGAUCAAGGCCAGCCUGUUUGGCUGUGAGAGGCCGCUGGACAUGAUCCAGGGUUUGCCGUGCCCGGUGGGGAUGAGAAAUAUCCCUGAAACAUUUUGUAAUCAUCUCUUUAUUGAAGCUCAUGAAAAAGGCUGCUUCAGAACUAUGGCUAAUGACCAAUCUGACAACCCUUCUCGUGGCUUCAGAUCUAAGGAGACUGCAGAGUCCCAGCCUCCUUUUUCCCAGCCACCUCUUUCCCAGCCUCCCCUUUCCCAGCCUCCCCUUUCCCAGCAUCAUGGCCGUUUCGUGGCAGAACAGGGUCAGCUGAAGCCAAACACACGUCGUGUAGCAGACAUGGAGGCAGAGGCGGACUUCAGAGUACGUCCAAGCUCCCCACCUCUAGACGGAGAAGUGUCUUCUUCGUUUCCAUGCUCUUCAAGCAAAAGGGCCAUCUCUUAUCUUCGGAUUACGCUCUCCCCCAAUCCUUGCAGUGGCACGCUGAAUGGGGAGACUUUCCUGAAAAGGCAGCACACGAUGGAUGCUGGCACUAGAACAAGACUUCAGAAUUCACUGAGUGUGGCCACACGUCCCUCAAAGCCUUGCUUGCCUAUGCCUAUGCUGCUGUGCCCUCCAGAAUCGACCUUACCGCUACCAGAUAAAGAGUUCUUAGAUUGUCUACCUCACAGGAACGGCCAGCCUUUGAAAUCCUUUUCAAGGCAAACCCAAGUUAAUUGUUCAGAUUUGGAGGCUCACUCACAUUCGAAAGGAGUCCCGAACACUGAUAACUGUGUAACAUUCGAUAACUCCAGGAAUGCAUAUCCUGCCUCUUCUCUCAAGUUGUCAUCGGAUGCCAACACUCAGAUAACAACAACUGAGGGUUCAGAAAAGACCACAAUUUCAUCAGAGAUUUUUAUUAGUUCUCACAUCCCUAACAAGCCAUCUCAUGGCCCAACUGCCCAGCCUUCACUGCUGCCAUAUAAGCCUUCUGGAAGCGCCACCAUGUAUUACGUUCCAAACUCAGCGGAGCCACUCCCGUACCCUGUGGCCAAAUCCGAUACCACUGUGGAGAGCACCCACUCAGGCUCCAAUGAUGCUAUUGCUCCAGAUUUCCCCCCUGAGGCUCUUGGCACAAGGGAUGAAAAUGUGUCCGACAUUGUAAACAUCAAACAUAAAGAGGGAAUCUAUAGCAAGAAGACUGCAUCUAAGUCAGCCUGGACUGAAGAAGAAAAUCCCACUCCAAAAAGUGGGGCAGAAUCUAAGAAUCAGUUGGAAGCUGAAAACACAACUCAUUCUGUCUUCAAGUCGGCCCAGUUUUACUUUCACCAUCCGGUGCACCAUCAUGAUUUCCUCUCCUGCUGCGAGCCCUGGGGAAGGGGCGCUCAGCUGCUUCACUCCAGAGGAGUCCCCGGACUCUGUCCGCCUUUUGAAGACAACAGUGGGUUCUACCCGUUACAGACUGAAAUGGAUUACACCAGAAUAGAAAGUUACUGUGUGAAUGUAGGGGGCUCUGAAGUGCGGGGGGCCCAGCAGCGGCUCGAUAAGAGUCAUGAAGUCAGGGUUCCCCCAGGGAGCCCAAGGAUCAGCUUCUCGCUGGCCCCGACGCUCCAGCCCAGCGCAAGUCUGAAUGAGCUCUGGAACAGGUUUCAGGAGCGACACAAGCAGCAGAAACUGCCGGCUUCCAACUCCUCCAAAGAGUUGUCCUUGGUUGACCGUCUAGAUCGCCUGGCCAAGGUUCUUCAGAAGCCCGUGAUGCUUUCUCUGCAGGCUUCCAGGUCUGCCCAGGCUGAUGGCAGCGGGGAGGGCACCUGGCAGCAGCAACCCCAGCCAAAGAAGGAUGGAGAUGAGCCCCUCUCUCCCUGCGCAUUGAGAUGGGUCUCCCGGGCUUCAUUUGUCUUGGCCAGUGGUCAUCAGAACAAGGCCGGCCAUCCCAGAGAGCCAGGGGCCAAUUCUGUGAGCCCCGUCUCUUCAGACUCACGUGUGCAUGAGCCCAUGGAUGCCAUGUUUGAGUCUGACUUGACCCAAACUGAUGGAGAAGCAGACCCGCUAGGUGAGGUGAGCAGUGAUGCAUCCGUGACUCAGAAAGUCCUAGAUAGGAAGCAUGGAUCCCCCAGACGGCAGCACAGGCAGAUGGAGGGGAGCAGGAGAGGAACGAAGUCCCGACCAACCGCCCUUCAGGUCAGAAGAAAAGGCGUUCAGGUGGAUUCCGUCACUUCCUUGGACUCGGGCUCGACUGACAGUAGUUCUUGGAGUAUACACACUACUCCCAGGAAUAAGCAGAAUGUCCGGAUGUUAAAUAAGGCUGUUCAAACAGGGGAAUUGGAGAUUGUGAGAAAUACAAGGAAGCAUACUCAGGAUUUUGGGGUGACUUUUCCAACCCCAAAUUAUAAUGCAACUGAUAAGAGAGCAGACAACUAUGUGAACUAUUCAGGGCCAGGAAGCAGUUCUGAAGAAAAGAAGCCUCUGACUCUGCACCUGUGGACCAAGAAGCCAAGGAAAAGUAAACCUAAUUGUUGUGAAGCUGCUGAAACGUUUGACAAUGUAAUGCGUGUUUUCCGUUUGUUGGUGGCAUUAAGCGUCCUCACCUUUGGCUUAACAUCACAGUUCCUGGAAGGGCAGGAGGGUCUGGAGCUCCAGGAAAAGCUAGAUGGGUUCCUGACCCAGGCUGCCCUAAAAGCCCCUUCUGCCAUAUCACUAACAAUUGUAUUUACGUCCACCCUGCAUUUGUCCCAGAGAGUCACCUGGGGGGAUUUAGACCCUCCUUUCCCUAGGCCCACAGGGCCUGCCCAUAGGCCCUGGACACCCCAAUUAUCUGGUUUCCUACCCCUUGCCACCACCUCUGCUGCUGCUGCCUCUCCUCCUAUCUUCACCUGCUGCUGUUUGCUCACGACUGGAGAUAUCAGCCUAGGGGUUUCCUGGUUUAUUCCUGCAGAAAACUUGCGAUGUGCCUCUAAGAAGGAGAAUCAGGCCAGUGGUGUCUCUGGCCCCGGCCCCUCCUGGUUCGCCUCUCUGACUUACAACAAGCCCUGGAGGCAGCCCCUUCGAGAAAAGAACGGCCAGACGGAGAGCAGAGUGAGUUGUCGCCUCCAAGCCAUGUCCCCCGAUCUCGAUGACGAGGAGGCCCAGAGACGAUUUGUGAAGGCGGGCCUGCAGGAGUGCCUGGAGAGGAACCGUCCCGACUUCAUCUCCAACUCUGGAGCCCGGGUGAAGCGGCUGAAGUUAAUCACGGAGGAGAGAAAACUGCAGCAUUUGUUACAAAGGGAGCGGGAUGCCUUGUUCAACACGGCGGAGCAGCAGAAGGAGUCCCAGGAUUUUGCCUGCUUUCUCUCCAAGAAAGGUCAGGUGACUUUGAGGAGCAGGACAAUUACCAAGAAGGAAAUGGUGCAACGCUCGAAAAGGAUGUAUGAGCAGCUUCCUGAGGUGAGGAAGAAGAGGGAAGAAGAGCAGAGGAGGUCGGCCUACACUACCUACCGCGUUAAGGCUCAGCUCUACAAAAUGAAAAUCACCAACCGUGUCUUAGGGAGAAAAAUCCCCUGGGACUGACAAGCAAGAUGAUCUCCUUUCGGUUCUUAGAUGUGGAUUUUAGGUUUUUACAAAUUCUAGACUUCUGUCUGCGUGGGUAUAGUGUGUGAAUAGUAGCUGAAUAAAUGUUUUUGUGUGUGUUUAAUAAAAGUUAGUUCAUUUUCUUGUGCAGAUUAGAAAUAAUCACUUUGAGGGGCCUGGGGAGUCCGGGCCGCUAAUUUGGAUCACUAAUGGUUGGUGGAUGUUGCUUUCUCUUGGUGACUCUUCCCCACGACUGGAAGUGAUGGCUCGCUCUCAUUUCCUGCCAGAAGCAGGGCUGUGUUUGUGUGUGUUUUUGUACUUAAAAAUAAAUG
This is a messenger RNA of Gracilinanus agilis (Agile Gracile Mouse Opossum), 5964 nucleotides long. It is a transcript of the gene ALMS1, whose product is annotated as ALMS1 centrosome and basal body associated protein. The coding region runs from base 263 to 5632 and encodes 1789 amino acids. Gene Ontology annotation, cellular component: centrosome; centriole; cytosol. Lineage: Eukaryota; Metazoa; Chordata; Mammalia; Didelphimorphia; Didelphidae. The record is from RefSeq and is a predicted model, not a curated record. The transcript is spliced from 20 exons. Gene Ontology annotation, biological process: regulation of centriole replication.